UCUCUAGGUCGGAGAUCUUUGGAAGAAAGAUCCAGAACAAAGAUGAGUGGAGAAGGUGAGAAGCAGAUGGUCCCUGCAUCAGAGCUCUAUCAUAUUAGUGAAGAAGCUGCUGUUCUUCCAGAAUCUGCCAUUAUGCAGGAAGGCUUGAUACCAGAACCUCCAAGGGAAGAAAAAUCACUUCAGGUGCCAAUCACCUAUGAUGAACCAGUCCCAGGUGCAGCAAAACCAGAUGAUGCAGAUGUGAGACCUACAAGGGAUGCACAGGAAGAAAAAGCUGAGGGUAUGGAAGUGCAGGCUGUUGUUGAUGUACCACAAUUUACAGAAAGACAGGAAGAAGUGUCUGAUCUUUUGGAGAGAUUAUGUUUAAUUGUAGGGUUGUCUGAUGAAGCAUACUCAUUUGAUGACUUAUGUCCACUGUCCACUGCUAAAUCAACAGCAGCUUCUGUUUUCUUGCAUCUGUUAGAUCUGGACAAUCGACAAAGCAUCACUUUAGAGCAAGAUAACAGUGCAGACUUUGCACCUAUUUACAUUACACCGACUGGUGAAUUAUAAUGCCACUGAACUGGACGAACAUGUCAUUUGCAUGAUCCAUCUUAUAAAGAUUUACAUUGUAUACAAUAUGUGUGAGAAUUGAAUUUGUUUUUAGUCACAGUGAAGAUUAUAGAAUCAUACGA
Schistocerca americana (American grasshopper) is the source of this 674-nucleotide messenger RNA. RefSeq lists its product as uncharacterized. The coding region runs from base 43 to 552 and encodes 169 amino acids. Lineage: Eukaryota; Metazoa; Arthropoda; Insecta; Orthoptera; Acrididae. The record is from RefSeq and is a predicted model, not a curated record. The transcript is spliced from 7 exons.